AUGGCGAUGGCAUUUUCGCAGGAGAGGUUUUUGGACUUGCUGGAUCCUUUUGAGGAUGCAGAGGAGGAGGAGAGCGACGAAGUCGGUGUCUUGCCCGGCUUCGGCGGCCAUGCGCCGGAUGCCAGCAAAUUCUCCCGGCAGGAGUCCUCGCACGGACCCCUGCAUUGGAACACCCGGUGCAGUACAGAGCUGCAGAACGUCAUCGACAACUUCUGCAUUGAAGAAUUGUAUGAGGUAGGAUUCUCAGUGACUCUCGCAGAUCCGUCCAAGCCGGACUGCCCUCUCAUUGCUUGUAGCGCGGGCUUCACGGAGCUCACUGGCUACUCUGUACAGGAGAUCGUAGGGCGAAACUGCCGCUUCUUGCUCAAUGGCGUGCCCUCCAAUCUCAUAGACGAGGCCACCCGAGUGAAGUGCCGGGCGUUCUGCAAGGACUCUUCAGAUGGAAAGGAGUAUGCAGGUGCGCCAGACAAUUUGCCAGACGGCCUACAGAAGCCGUGGGUGGAGCUGCCCAAAGGUGAAAUGAUCUGUGUGCAGACCAACGCCCGGAAGUCCGGCGAGCUCUUCAGAAACAUGUUCUAUUUGAAGCAAGUGGAGCUGGAUGAGACCCACUACAUCCUCGGUCUUCAG
This is a messenger RNA of Symbiodinium natans, 627 nucleotides long. The record is from the annotation of a GenBank genome assembly. NCBI's taxonomy places the organism in Eukaryota, Dinophyceae, Suessiales, Symbiodiniaceae.